This is a messenger RNA of Mus musculus (house mouse), 3954 nucleotides long. It is a transcript of the gene Tmtc4, whose product is annotated as transmembrane and tetratricopeptide repeat containing 4. Gene Ontology annotation, biological process: protein O-linked glycosylation via mannose. Bases 1356 to 2930 code for a protein of 524 amino acids. The transcript is spliced from 19 exons. The record is from RefSeq and is a predicted model, not a curated record. NCBI's taxonomy places the organism in Eukaryota, Metazoa, Chordata, Mammalia, Rodentia, Muridae. Gene Ontology annotation, molecular function: ATPase binding; dolichyl-phosphate-mannose-protein mannosyltransferase activity. Gene Ontology annotation, cellular component: membrane; endoplasmic reticulum.
GGGAGUGGGAGGGCAGCCCCUCCCCUGGCGGCGGCGGGCUGGGGAGCCGCCGGAGUUUAAGCACGCGGGAGGGGAGAUGAGAUCGCGGCUCGUGCUCCUUGCAGGUAAAGCGCGGGGCGGCCCGCUGAGGGCCGAGCGCAGCUGCAGGGCGCUCGGAGUUGGGCGCGGGCUCCCGGGCUCUCAGCUGAGCCGCCAGCCCUGCGCUGGGGCCCGGGGGCGGCGCCCGAGCUCUGCACCUCUACUAGAGUUAGCUCCGACACUCGAGCUGCCUCCCGCGGACGCCGCCCCGGGCGGUCUGCGCCUGGGUAGAAGCCGCACCCCGGACAAAGAGCGCGCGAUUUCUAACGAGCGUAAUGCUGGAGCAGGUGGCUGUCGGCCUGCAGAUUUCAAGAUGGUUGAGCUGGAUGCUGACUUGGAUCACAUUGUCCCAUCCGUCCUUCCCCCUUUCUGGGCUAAGACCUCCAGUCAGACACGCCCCUUGGGGACCUGUGGCACCAUGACUUCUGGGGCAGUAAAUUGAGCAGUAACACCAGCCACAAGUCCUACCGGCCACUUACUGUCCUGACUUUCAGGAUUAACUACUACCUGUCCGGAGGCUUUCACCCCGUGGGUUUCCAUGUGGUCAACAUCCUCCUGCAUGGCAGCAUCUCCAUCCUCAUGCUGGAUGUCUUCUCAGUACUGUUUGGUGGCCUACAGUACACCGGUAAAGGCCAGAGGGUACACCUGGCCCCCAGGGCUUCCCUGCUGGCCACGUUGCUGUUUGCUGUCCAUCCAGUGCACACUGAGUGUGUUGCUGGUGUUGUUGGCCGUGCAGACCUCCUGUGUGCCCUGUUCUUCUUGUUGUCUUUCCUUGGCUACUGUCAAGCAUUUAAAGAAAGAAGAACAGCUAAGCACCUUAUUCCAUUGAAGAGGUAACCUGUGUGUUCCUUCACCUUCCCUGGCUUCUCCAGUGCCUAUCAUGUGUACAAGACCUUAUCGCCCUCUAUAACCAUCUAUCGCUGAAGGAAGUCAGGGCAAGAGCUCAAGGCAGGAAGCUGGCGGCAGGAGCAGAAGCAGAGACAGUAGAAGAUAAUAUUCAGCCUGUUUGUUCAUACAAUUCAUGACCACCAGCCCAGGAACAACAGUGCUCACAGUGAGCCCUCCUACAUCAAUCCUCAAUCACGACACGACAACACCCAAAAGCCUUGCCUUCAGACCAAUCUGGUGAAGACUUUCUCUCAGAUAAGACUCCCACUUCCCACAUAUGUUAGGAUUGUGCCAAGUUGCAAAAACCAACCUGCACAAAAGGUAACAAGGAGGGAACACAUUCUUCCACCUUCUGGGUAUUGCUGAGUAUCUUUCUGGGAGCUGUGGCCAUGCUGUGCAAAGAGCAAGGAAUCACUGUGCUGGGCUUGAAUGCUGUGUUCGAUAUCCUGGUGAUAGGCAAACUCGACAUUCUGGCAGCUGUCCGGAAGGUCCUACAUAAGGACAAGUCACAAGAGAAUGCAGGCAUGUUCAAGAAUGGAGGCCUCCUUUUCCGAAUAGCCCUACUUACCAUUGGAGGCACCAGCAUGCUUUAUAUACGCUGGAAAAUCAUGGGAACAGGCCCACCGGCAUUUACUGAGGUGGACAACCCAGCAUCCUUUGCUGACAGCAUGUUGGUUAGGGCCAUAAACUAUAAUUACUACUAUUCAUUGAAUGCCUGGCUGCUGCUGUGUCCCUGGUGGCUGUGUUUUGAUUGGUCAAUGGGCUGCAUCCCCCUCAUUAAGUCAGUUGGUGACUGGAGGGUAAUUGCUCUAGCGGCACUUUGGCUCUGCCUAAUUGGCCUAAUAUUCCAAGCCCUGUGCUCUGAGGAUAGCUGCAAGAGAAGAAUCCUUACUCUGGGUUUGGGAUUUCUUGUGAUCCCCUUUCUUCCUGCAAGCAACUUGUUUUUCCGAGUGGGCUUUGUGGUCGCAGAACGUGUCCUCUACCUUCCCAGCGCUGGGUACUGCGUGCUGCUGACCUUUGGAUUUGGAGCUCUGAGCAGACACACUAAGAAAAAGAAACCUGUUGCCGCCAUCAUCCUGGGCAUCCUUCUCAUCAAUGCACUGAGAUGUGUGAUACGCAGUGGUGAGUGGCGGAGUGAAGAGCAGCUCUUUCGAAGCGCCCUGUCUGUGUGUCCCCUCAAUGCUAAGGUUCACUACAACAUUGGCAAAAACCUGGCUGAUCAAGGCAACCAAACAGCGGCCAUCAAAUAUUACCGGGAAGCAGUCAGACUAAAUCCCAAGUACGUUCAUGCCAUGAAUAACCUCGGGAAUAUCUUAAAAGAAAGGAAUGAGCUACAGGAAGCUGAAGAGCUGCUGUCGUUGGCUGUCCAAAUACAGCCAGACUUUGCAGCCGCAUGGAUGAAUUUGGGCAUAGUUCAGAACAGCCUGAAACGGUUUGAGGAAGCAGAGCAGAGCUACCGGACAGCGAUUAAACACAGGAGGAAAUACCCAGACUGCUACUACAACCUCGGGCGGCUGUAUGCAGAUCUAAAUCGCCACGUGGAUGCAUUGAACGCUUGGAGAAAUGCCACCGUACUGAAGCCGGAGCACAGCCUGGCGUGGAACAACAUGAUCAUACUUCUGGAUAACACAGGUAACUUAGCCCAGGCUGAAGCUGUUGGAAGAGAGGCCCUGCAAUUAAUACCUAAUGAUCACUCCCUUAUGUUCUCAUUGGCAAACGUGCUGGGGAAAUCCCAGAAAUACAAGGAGUCUGAAGCUUUAUUCCUCAAGGCAAUUAAAGCAAAUCCAAAUGUUGCAAGUUACCAUGGUAAUUUGGCUGUGCUUUAUCAUCGCUGGGGACAUCUUGACUCUGCCAAGAAACACUAUGAGAUCUCCUUGCAGCUUGACCCUGUGGCAGUAGGCACCAAGGAGAAUUACAGUCUUCUGAGAAGAAAGCUAGAACAAACGCAGAAGAAAGAUGUCUGAUCUUCCCCCUAAUGUUUUGAGUUUGUGAGUGUGUGCAUGAAGCCUCUGUUCAGAUUGUGUGUUUAGUCAUUUAAAAGUCUCAGACAUUUAUUUUAUUCUAUUGUUAUUUUUUUCCUAUGAAAACAAACACAUGCAAAAAGAUUAUAGCACCAGCAAUACACUCUUGAAUGCUUGAUAGGAUUUUUGCAUUGAAAUUGUAUUUUUUCACACAACUCAAAUGUAAUUCUAAAAUCUCAAAAAAAAAGAAACCUUUUUUUAAAAACUAAACAGAAAAAAAUAUUAUUUUGAGUGAAUUUUGAUUGUGUUAAACUGCAUUUGGGAUGUGAUGGAGUGACUUAGACAUGCCUCCUACAAUUUACAUAGCCAUCUACCGUUAUCUGUAUAUUAGCUUGUUUAUUUAAUGACAAGAAAGAGUAAAUCAGGUUUGGGUUUUUUUUUAAGUCUCUUUGCAACAGUGUAACUUGAAGUUUGUAAGAAAAUUAUUUAUUCACAUUUUUGUGUUGAACAGGAUAAAUAAUUGAAGAAGGGAAAAUUUUAAUGUCUAUAUAUUUAUCUAUAUAUUUUUUUCAUAGGAAGUUAUGGACUCCCAUGCUUUUUUGAUAUGUAUAUGUAUUCUCCAAUGUGUGUGAUGUUAGUAUGCAGGAUAAUAUUCCACUGUUAAUAGAGUACCCCUGACGUACUUUAGGCAACCUAACAUCCUGGUCUCUGUUCUGUCCACUGUUCAGAGGGCUACCUGUGUGUAUAUGCUGUGUUUUCAUGUUUUAGUUGUAAAGUGGGUUUCCAUCUCACAUGAUAAAAUCACAGACAUUACUCUAUCCAGAAAAUGCAAAAAGGUUCUCUUUCAAAAGAAGUCAUAGCUCUGGAUUGUGUGCUGUUCUUAUAAACUGGGUUUGUUUUUCCUUUUCACAUUAGAUCUCAACAAUUUGUUUACUUAGUUUGUUCUUUAUAUACUGUUGACCUAAUAAUUUAUGCCAUCGCUGUCAUUUCUUAUGCAGUAAAAUUAUCACACAAACUGUCAUGAAAA